AUGGAGAGCACCGAGUUAAUCACUAAAGACAAGCUAGAAUUCCUUGGCAUUAUCAAGGAAUCCUUGAAAAUACCAGCUAAGAAACCCACAUUCAUUCUCCUUUCCUUUCUCACUUCAGUUCCUCCAUUCUGCUUCUUCCUCUGGCAACACCUCGUCCUUCACCAGCUCAUCUAUGAAGCAGGAGCCAACUUCGUUGCGGUAUACGAUCCCAUCUGCGGGACGCAUUGGCCACUCUGCUCUUUCCCGCCGCGGUAUUCACUAGACUCCACCUUGGAAUUGAUCCAGCGGCUCAGUCCAACACUAGCCCUCUCGGCCUUCUCAUACCUCACUAUCGGCCAUUUCCUGAAUGUCCUAAACACCAUCGUUCUAGUUCACUCAGCAUCGACAAUUUAUGCGGAGAAGGAAGCCGGAAGCUUGAAGGAAAUGUUGUUCAUCAAGCCAUUUCAGGAAGUGGGUUCAUUGAGGGGGCCAUACAUCACAUCAAUCUACAACUUAGCUAUGGUUUGGCUGACAUUGGCUGGAGUUGCAUCGUUCGUCGUCCAAAUGGUUUCUUUCCCAGUCAAUGGAUUGCUUUCUCAGGCGGUGUUCGGGUUGGUUGCUAGUGCCCUGGUGGUAAAGUAUUUGGAGUGGAGCGCGAUCUGGAACGUGGGUUUGGUGGUCUCUAUCCUGGAAGAGAAGCAUGGGUAUAUUGGGAUUUGGGUCGCAGGGUAUAUCAGCAGGGGAUGCAGAGGCAGGGGAUUUCUGUUAAUGGUUGUUUUCCUGGUUUGGAGGGUUUUCUUGAGGAUGCUAUUUGGGUACUAUGGUUAUCUGAACAAGGAAUCUGGAUCUAUGGUGGUUUUGAUUGCUGUAGGAGAAGGUGGAUUGGUUUGGUUUGGGGAAGUGAUGAAUUGGGUAGUUUGCACUGUUUACUACUACGACUGUAAAAGGAGGUUUCUGGAGAAGAAAGUUGAUUCGGAGAAGCAAGGGGGCACAAAUCUUGUCUAA
Messenger RNA from Linum trigynum, 984 nucleotides. NCBI's taxonomy places the organism in Eukaryota, Viridiplantae, Streptophyta, Magnoliopsida, Malpighiales, Linaceae. The record is from the annotation of a GenBank genome assembly.